CACACGCCGUUGCGCUUCUGGACAGGAGAAGAUGGCGAGCUCCACAGUUAAAGUCCCACGUAACUUUCGCCUUUUGGAGGAACUUGAAGAGGGUCAGAAAGGUGACGGAGAUGGCACAGUGAGCUGGGGCCUGGAGGACGACGAGGACAUGACCCUCACACGAUGGACAGGCAUGAUCAUCGGACCAGCCAGAACCAACUAUGAGAACAGGAUAUACAGCCUGAAGGUGGAAUGUGGACCUAGAUACCCAGAGACAGCACCAACUGUUAGAUUUACAACAAAAAUUAGCAUGAACGGGAUAAAUUCCAACGGGACGGUGGAUUCACGUAGCAUACCAGUAUUAGCAAAAUGGCAGAAUUCUUAUAGCAUUAAAAUUGUUCUUCAAGAGUUACGGCGUCUAAUGGCGUCCAAAGAAAAUAUGAAGCUUCCUCAGCCACCAGAAGGACAUACCUACAGCACUUAAUGGAUUGUUUCCACCCUCUGUCUUAAAGCUCCCUCUCUUAGAAAUAAUGUGUAAAAUCAUCCAGAGGCUCACUUCAACACAUCAGUAUCGUCAGCCAGAGCAACUUUGGACUUUUCUUCUUCCAUUGCUCAUCAAGAAAGAAAAAAAAAACAAAAAAGAAAACAAUGUCCCCGCAGUUCCGCACUGAAUUGAUAGUUAGCAGACUGAGACCACAGUUAUCUUCUGAUUCUGAUCUGCCUUUAAUGGAGUUUGUUUGUGGAGGGAAGCAUGAGGCCACAACGCGACUGUACCAGACCCCCGACAGUUUAACUGAAGUCAGAGCAGCAGGACGCCAUCUGCAGGCCGCUUGUGUAACUAACACUAGAGCAGGAGAAAUGUUAGCGGAUGGCUGAGUUCUGAACUGUGGCUGUAGUUUAAAAGUAGUGUCACGAUAUGAGUUUUUUUUUUUUUAAGAAUAUAAGUAUAUAAAUAUAUAUCUGUAUUUGACACGAUACCAAUAUGUUUCUGUUCUGCGGCUCUUUGACAUGUAACAGACGUUGAAGCCUGUUCUGUUCUGAAACCCUCGCAUUUAACUCCUAGUGAAAAUCACAGGUGUGUAAACUUGUAAUUUUCUGAAAAUAAAAUCACUGUCUGCAAAGAACCCCUCAA
This is a messenger RNA of Salarias fasciatus (jewelled blenny), 1111 nucleotides long. It is a transcript of the gene ube2v2, whose product is annotated as ubiquitin-conjugating enzyme E2 variant 2. NCBI's taxonomy places the organism in Eukaryota, Metazoa, Chordata, Actinopteri, Blenniiformes, Blenniidae. The transcript has 4 exons. The record is from RefSeq and is a predicted model, not a curated record. The coding region runs from base 32 to 463 and encodes 143 amino acids.